This is a messenger RNA of Dentiscutata heterogama, 639 nucleotides long. The record is from the annotation of a GenBank genome assembly. NCBI's taxonomy places the organism in Eukaryota, Fungi, Glomeromycota, Glomeromycetes, Diversisporales, Gigasporaceae.
AAUACGUCUAGAAAUUUAAAAAUCUAUUCAAUUAUUGCCAAUAUUAUUGUCACAAUUCUCAUUGCUCAAGAUAUCGCUGAUAUUAUUUACACAAUUGUGAAUAGACAAAAUUAUCUGGAUGAGUGUCUUACGAUCUGGUUGAAUAGUCCUUCUAACUAUACUAGUUCCGAAGCUAAUGAUAUUUGUGCCAACUCGUAUAAUAUUACCCUGGUAACUGAAAUUAUUACCGACAUUAUUAGAGCGAUCAUUUUGAUUUAUUUUGCCACGGUUAUCGCAUCUUACGCUUUAAGUCGUAAAGAAAAAGAAAUGCGAAAUAGUGGAAAUAGUGAAAACAAUACGGAAAAUAAUACAGAAAAUAGUACGGAAAAUAAUGAGAAUAAUAAUCACAUUGUCGAAGUUCAUAAUGUUUUGAAAACAACUGGCUUAAAAUAUAAAUUGCACGCUUAUGGCACUAACAUCGCAGAGGGUCCAUUAGAUAAAAUUUUUGAAGCUGUCAACAAAUGUAUUUCUAAGCUUCAUGAAUGUAACGUUCCUCGUCUUGAUACUACCCUUCGACUUCAGACUCGAACUGAUAAGCAGAAGGGAAUUGAUGAAAGUAUUAAAUGCGUUUGCGAUGCAACUGAAAAGCAUGAAAAGUAA